AGACAGACAACAAUUACAUAUUCUAGACAAUCGCGACGCGUGUUUUCUAACCAGCCUACUACAGUUUUCUUUUUUUUUUCUCUAUUUGACCUUGUUAUGUUCUUACCCAAACUCUCCUAUGCCUCGUCUGCUAUUGUUGGGUUAUUAUUAUUAUUUUUUUUAAUGUAGACAAACAUCCGUCAGAAGGGGGCCUUUUUAAAACUGUUCAUACGAUGACAUUUAUUCAUUGUUGUUCAGUUAUGCUAUAUGUGAAAUCGUUUGGAUUUAUGUCAUCUGAUAUAAAGUUAACUAUUCAUUGAGACAUCUUUCCGUAUGAUAUUGUAUUGUAUUGUGGACUUAUGUAAUGGCGUUUUCUCUUCCAAAUAAUCCAUACUUCUCAGCACCAACAUCUUUAUCAGAUGUGACAGAAUUCAGGCAAAAUUUGGUCUCUAGGAUUUUUGGCAGACCUCAGGACUAUGAUCUUUCACUGACACAAUCUCCAUCACCUGAAUUACUUCGCAGACCUGAUGUUGUUUCAAAUUCACGGAAGCCUUUAUGUGCACCUAAUAAUAAUUUGCUAAAUUCCCCUGGCUGGUUCCAACAUGCACUUGCUUCCAGUCUUCAAAUGGGUCUAUUAUCUCUUCCAAGAUAUAUGCUUAAAGAUAUCUGUUUGCCACCGCUACCACCUCAUCCUUUGAAUAUGAGAUUACCCAGGACGCCUAAUGUAUCUGCACCUUUUGAACAAAUGAUAUCAGAUGUUAAACCAAAGAUUCCUAGUAAACCUACUCCUCCUCCACUGCGUACAGAACAUUUCCGUUCUUCUUCAUUAAAUGAUUGUGAAAGUUUUCCACCAACCUACCGUCAACCAACAGUUCGACCAACAUUGAAAAGGCAAGCAGAAAGACCUAAAAUGAAUUGGUGUUCAAGUAAUGCAUCGAAUCGUCCUUUAUCUGUUGAACCACAAGAUACUGGUACUUUAGUGCCUAGUCUUAUUGACGGUGAAGUAAUCAUGGGUUUUAAUGUUUGGGGUGAGAAACGUUUAUGUCUACCACAUUUAUUUCGUUUUGUACUACACGAUGUUGAUUUACAAAUUAUUGAUAAAGCAUGUACAAAACUACAAAUUGCAUGUACAACAUGUACACCAGCUCAAUUGAGUCUUUUACAUUCACGUCAAAUACUUCCACGUACAGUUGGUAGUUGUGGUCUUAUACGUAAAAGUGAUGCAGAAAGGCUGACAAAGUAUAUUCGUCAUCAAAGUAUGUGUUUAGAAGGAGGAGUGAACAGUGAAGAAAAUACAUUAUUGUCAAAAUCUCCUGUCAAUGUACAUACUAAAGAUGAAUAUGAGGGGAAUACUUGUAAAGAUCAACGACAAAUGAGUCCUGCUUCAUCAACUGAUACAACAAAGUCAACUAAUUCACUGGGAAAUAAACCAUCCUCCUUCUCGUUAUCCUCGUCAGAUCGUUUAGAUUCUGGUCAAGAUGAAAAUCAACCUGAAUAUGGGUGUAAAAACAUUGAAUCCAAUGUGAUUCCAGUAAUUCAUGAAUGUUUUGGUCGCCAGUUAGGAUUAAUCUAUCCAGAUUUAUAUAAAGAACCUUAUUCAAAGUGUAUCAAAUGCGUGACUUGUUGUCGAUAUUUUUCACCUGAACAGUUUGUUGGACAUACGCAUACUGUUACCGAAGUUGAUAAUUUAAAUCAUUGGGGUUUUGAUUCAACAAAUUGGCGAUGUUAUCUACGAUUAUAUACAGGUCGACGAUUGAAUUUAAAUUCAACACCUAUUCUGGCUAAUAUUAACAAUGAACCUGAUUCAUCUGGGAAGACAAAUUCCAAAGAACCUGUAUUCACUGUAGACGCACAUCGUCGUCUAGAAGAGUUCAAGAUUAAAUUUGCUCAACCGAUUAAACUACCUCCAUCACUGAGUGCAGCUUUACGGAGUGUAGGAUUAUGCGCAUCUGUAGCACCAUUUUCUACUGGCAGCAAUAUUGUCAACACUCAACCAACAACUUCACAAGUCUCUGAAGUAUCCAUCUGUGAACAAAUUUCAGCAUUGAUAAGAAAAACUAGUCAAUCGAAGGUACCACAGUCACAACCAUCAGCACCAUUACAACAACAACAACAGCAACAACAAGGUGUACCGAUACGAUCAAAUAAACUAAAUGAUCAAACUUUAUCAAAUACUAUGACUAAUUCCGCUGUCAAUCCAUCUCCACCAUGUAAUGUAAUGUUACCUCAGUUAACAUUACGUCGUCUUUGGGCACCUAAUGAUGGACGUAUCAAGCUUCCUCCUCCACCAAAGUUAUUAACAAACAGCGAUUUAAGGUAG
This is a messenger RNA of Trichobilharzia regenti, 2299 nucleotides long. Lineage: Eukaryota; Metazoa; Platyhelminthes; Trematoda; Strigeidida; Schistosomatidae. The record is from the annotation of a GenBank genome assembly.